AAAGGCGAAGUGACCAGUAAGCCUAACAACACCACUCCACUCUACACUUGAUUGGGCUGAUCAAGUCCUACUUCUGCAGUGAGAACCAACAGCCGUAACACGGAGGUGCUAUUGCACGUCAGCUGACACCACCGUCACCCCAAAAAUAAUUUAUAAACGCCAGCAAUUAAGGUCAUCUAUAAUCAACACAACGUUAGCCAUAAACGUCCGCAAUUAACGUUAUCAUUAAACAACAGUAAUUAACGUCAUUUUAAAAGCUAUAUACAUCAAUAAUUAUAUUCAGCCAUAAUUGUUGACAAUUAACUUCAGACAUAAACGUAACUGCUCCACACGUCACCCAUCAAACGUUAACAACACGUGCCACUACAGCGAUUACCUUCAACACCACAAGUCGUCACCACCGUCACCAUGAGAUCCGACAUCCUCUUCACCAUUGUCAUCGUCUCCAUCUUCUUCUUUAAUAUUUCCGAGGCAGCACCAAGUUGUGAUGGUCACGGCACCAGGACGGAACCCACCGAUUGCGAUUAUGGUUCCUUCCAAGACUGGUGUGGCAACAAUGUCUGUGCUAAGGGCCCCGGACAGAGGUGUGGAGGAGAAUGGUGGGAGAACGAUGACUGUGGUCAUGGAAUGUACUGUGCCAACUGUGGUAACUGUGCCGGCUGCUCCGUUGGAAUCCAGUGUUGGUUCUGCGACAGUGGUUCUUAACCUGGGGGUCUUUCAAUGUUUUAGGUGGGGGGGUACAAAAUAUUGAACAUAUUUCUGACUUAAAAUAUUGGGUAAAAUAUUGGCCUGUUUACCUGAACCUUAAUCAGCAAGCAUUGCGAGCGAUUGAUCCUUUUUCUUCUAAGUACCUUUGUGAGACAGGCUUGUCAAUGCUUGUUACUGCAAAAACAAAGUAUCGGAACAGUCUGAAUGUCGAAAAUAACAUGGAGUGUGCUCCUUCCUCUACCCACCACGAUUCCAAAUACCCUUCUAUUAAUUCCAGAUGAAAUAUAAUUGAAGUUCUAGAAAUAUUAUAUUUGUAUUAAGUUUGUUUAUUUGGAUCUAUAAAGACAAUGAAGGCCA
Messenger RNA from Homarus americanus (American lobster), 1065 nucleotides. RefSeq names its product neuroparsin-A-like. The record is from RefSeq and is a predicted model, not a curated record. Lineage: Eukaryota; Metazoa; Arthropoda; Malacostraca; Decapoda; Nephropidae. Bases 409 to 705 code for a protein of 98 amino acids. The transcript has 4 exons.